UUAAAUGUUUCUGUAUAUGUAGUAAGGUUUAUUUACGUAUAAAGUGAAGAGGAAGUAUAAUAAAAAUACAAAUCAAAGAGUGUUGCAAAUAUUAAAAUCUUCUGCCGCAUAAUAAAGUAUAAAAAUAUAUACAUAUUUAAUAAAUAUAUAUUGGAUAAAAAUGGGAAAGCUAGCAUCACAGUUAAAACCUGCAUACUCAAAGCAGCAAAAGCAAUAUGUUUGCAUAAAUUGUGGACAUCCUAUAGCCGAAUUGUAUAGAAAGUAUAGUAACACUGCAAUCAAAACAAAUCAAUGCGAAAAUUGCCACAAAGUGGCGGACAAAUAUAUUGAAUUUGAUCCAAUAAUAAUUCUGGUGGAUGCGAUGCUAUUGUCCCAAGAGUCUUAUAGGCAUAUGCUACAUAACCGUGAUUUUAAGCUGAACUGGAAAUUAUCACUUGUGUUACUGCUGCUAGAGUCUUUCGCGUUAUGGAGACAAAAAGGAAGCACUAAACAGGACGCUUUGCAAAAUGAAAUUAUCAGCGAAAAGGGCUUUUACAUAUGCUGCUUGCAAAAUAUAAUUGAUUACUGCAUUACUACUUUGAUUUUGUUUGCUGUGACCUAUGUACAUAAUCCACGGUUGGUUGAAAGCACUGGUUAUAAUAAAUUUGCUUUAAUUUUAUUAAAAGCGUUGACAAUAGCAAAUUUUUCGAAAAUUUUCCUCCUCCCGCUGAUAGUGUGGCGUGAGAAUACUACAGAUUUGGGUGCCAACAUCCAUCAAAUAUUGGUUAAAGGUCACCAUCUACUUGCUUUGGUUUAUAUUUAUGCCAUUGUUGGAAAUGUUCAAAAGCUGCAAUCAUUUUUCAUUAUAUUGCCCGUGUAUCUAGCAAAGGAGUUUAUUAAGCGCCAUAUGUCUGUAUAUUGGAAUUAUAUUUUUGAAUAAAAAAAGAAAUAUAAUAA
This is a messenger RNA of Bactrocera latifrons, 936 nucleotides long. It is a transcript of the gene Arv1, whose product is annotated as protein ARV1. NCBI's taxonomy places the organism in Eukaryota, Metazoa, Arthropoda, Insecta, Diptera, Tephritidae. Gene Ontology annotation, biological process: sterol metabolic process; intracellular sterol transport; sphingolipid metabolic process. The transcript is spliced from 4 exons. Gene Ontology annotation, cellular component: Golgi apparatus; cortical endoplasmic reticulum. The record is from RefSeq and is a predicted model, not a curated record. Bases 161 to 919 code for a protein of 252 amino acids.